CAGUCCAAUCAGUGCACAAGGCGGCGGCUUGGCCCCACGUGGGGACUCCGCGCUCUGAUUGGUGCGCGUAGAUAAACUCCUUGCUGUGCUCUGAUUGGCCGUGUCGCGUCUUUCUCGCGGCAGUUGAAUCGUUGUGUCAGUGGGCAGUCUGUGUGUGGUACGGUGCGGAGUGGAACCGGGGCGCGAGCUUUAGUGCGCGAGGACUAAGUGCGACGCGUUCCGGUGUUCACUUUGUUCUUAUUUGAUUCGUCGAACAAAGAAGAAGAAGAAGAAAAAAAAAAACAACAACCCGAACGGUUUAAAUAUUCGAAUGUCGGCUUUGGAGUUUUGAGCGACGGCUGGGAUUAGGAUUUGAGCUCUUAUUUGUUUGUUUGUUUGUCAGAGCGCGAGAAGAAAGAAGCAAGAAAGUCGACAGUUUAAACGAAGCUUCGACGGUUGGAGCGGCGCGCGCGGCUGGAAAGGCGUUGCAGCAGCCUGAGAGUGAUUUCCUCUAAGACUUGAGACAGAUAUACACACACACACACACACACACACAGGCAGGGCACGGAGUGAGUGUGCACGGUUGGGUUUGGACGCGUUCCUCAGUGCUGGGACUUCAUUCUGCGGGGAUCUAGUGGAGACUAAAAAGUCUACCACAGAGGGCAGGACUCCUCAGGUGGAAGCUCACCUCUGAUACCGAGGGGGAUCUUGUCCACCUGCUCAUACAGGGAUCACCGGAUCACACAGGAUGUAUCCACAGGGCCGGCAUCCGGCGCCUCAUCAGCCCGGCCAACCCGGGUUCAAGUUCACGGUGGCAGAAUCGUGCGACCGGAUCAAAGACGAGUUCCAGUUCCUGCAAGCCCAGUAUCACAGCUUGAAGGUGGAGUAUGACAAGCUGGCCAACGAGAAGACCGAGAUGCAGCGUCACUAUGUCAUGUACUACGAGAUGUCCUAUGGGCUCAACAUCGAAAUGCACAAACAGACCGAGAUUGCAAAGCGGCUCAAUGCAAUUCUUGCUCAAAUCAUGCCUUUUCUGUCACAAGAGCACCAACAGCAGGUAGCGCAGGCUGUUGAGCGUGCUAAGCAAGUGACAAUGACCGAGUUGAAUGCCAUCAUCGGGGUACGUGGACUUCCCAAUCUGCCUCUCACCCAGCAGCAGCUUCAGGCCCAGCACCUCUCCCACGCGGCACACGGGCCGCCCGUCCAGCUGCCACCUCACCCCUCCAGCCUGCAGCCCCCCGGCCUUCCCCCAGUCACAGGAGCCGGAUCCGGUCUGCUCGCACUCGGCGCGCUGGGAAGUCAGGCCCACUUACCGGUCAAAGACGAGAAGAAUCAUCACGAUCUGGAGCACAGAGACCGGGAGUCGAGCACGAAUAACUCGGUGUCGCCGUCGGACAGCCUGAGGGCCAGCGAGAAACACAGGGCCUCGUCCGAUUACAGCUUGGAUCCAAAGAAACGCAAAAUGGAGGAGAAGGACAACUUGAGAUACGACAGCGACGGUGACAAAAGCGAUGACCUGGUGGUUGACGUUUCCAAUGAGGACCCACCCACUCCGAGGGGAAGCCCCUCCCACUCUCCCCCAGAGAACGGCCUGGACAAAGCCCGCGUGCUGAAGAAAGACGCCCCGAACAGUCCAGCCUCUGUGGCUUCAUCCGGGAGCACGCCGUCUUCCAAAGCCAAGGAUCAUGCUCAUAAUGAUAAAUCCUCGACGCCGGGCCUGAAGUCCAACACUCCCACCCCACGCAACGACGCACCCACCCCAGGAACCAGCAGUACCCCAGGACUCAGGCCCAUCCCAGGGCCCAAACCUCUUGGCAUGGAGGUGUUGGCUCCUGCACUGCGGACUCCUCUGUCCUACGCCGCUCCAUUUGCGAUGAUGGGUCAUCACCCAGAGAUGAACGGCUCGCUCUCCAGUACAGGUGUCUACGGCCUCAUCUCGCCUCAGAUGAGUGCAGCGGCCACGGCGGCAGCUUAUGGUCGACCGCCCAUGCCUGGAUUCGAUCCACAUCCUCACAUGCGGGCUCCAGGGCUCCCAACCGGCCUGACGUCCAUCUCUGGAGGAAAACCAGCGUACUCGUUCCACGUCAGUGCAGACGGUCAGAUGCAGCCCGUCCCUUUUCCUCCAGAUGCGCUGAUCGGCCCAGGCAUCCCCCGCCAUGCACGUCAGAUUAACACGCUAAGCCACGGUGAGGUGGUCUGUGCUGUCACCAUCAGCAACCCAACACGCCACGUUUACACGGGUGGAAAGGGAUGUGUCAAGAUCUGGGACAUCAGCCAGCCUGGCAGCAAGAGCCCCGUCUCCCAACUGGACUGCCUGAACAGAGAUAAUUACAUUCGCUCGUGUAAGCUGCUCCCAGACGGUCGCACACUGAUCGUGGGUGGCGAGGCCAGCACUCUGACCAUUUGGGACCUGGCCUCUCAGACGCCGCGCAUCAAGGCUGAGCUGACCUCGUCGGCCCCGGCCUGCUACGCUCUGGCCAUCAGCCCUGACGCCAAGGUCUGCUUCUCCUGCUGCAGUGACGGAAAUAUCGCCGUGUGGGACUUGCACAACCAGACCCUUGUCAGGCAGUUCCAGGGUCACACAGAUGGUGCAAGUUGUAUAGAUAUUUCUCAUGACGGCACCAAGCUGUGGACGGGAGGCCUAGACAACACUGUCCGUUCCUGGGACCUGAGAGAGGGACGACAGCUCCAGCAGCAUGACUUCACCUCACAGAUCUUCUCUCUGGGCUACUGUCCGACUGGUGAGUGGUUGGCCGUAGGGAUGGAGAGCAGUAACGUGGAGGUUCUCCACCACACCAAACCAGACAAAUACCAGCUACACCUGCAUGAGAGCUGUGUUCUCUCCCUCAAAUUUGCCUACUGUGGUAAAUGGUUUGUGAGCACAGGGAAGGACAAUCUGCUGAAUGCCUGGAGGACGCCGUACGGCGCCAGCAUUUUCCAGUCUAAGGAGUCCUCAUCUGUCCUGAGCUGUGACAUCUCUGCUGAUGACAAAUACAUCGUUACAGGAUCUGGUGACAAAAAAGCCACAGUGUAUGAAGUCAUCUACUAGGUUUUGGAGCGAUCCACUAAAUUCAAGGACCUGCGACUAGAGCUUAUUUUGAGCUCAUUAACAGUUGAACCGGAGUGUGAUCCCUUACCCUUCCUCCAAAGAACUCCAAGAUACAAAACCAUGCUGGGGUUCGAUUUCAACUGGGAAUUAAUAUGUGAUGUUUUUGAUCCUUUUUUUGUGAUACUGGACUCGUCUGCUACAGAACCUUUUGGAGAGACCGCUCCAACAAAUCUGAGGACCGCUACCGGAUGGCACUGAAGAAGUCCGUUUUGUCUUGCCUUUUUACAUUCAGUCUGGUUAUAAGGUGUGUGUGUGUGUGUGUGUGUGUGUGUG
Clarias gariepinus (North African catfish) is the source of this 3361-nucleotide messenger RNA. RefSeq names its product TLE family member 3, transcriptional corepressor b (gene tle3b). Gene Ontology annotation, cellular component: nucleus; transcription regulator complex. Bases 728 to 3028 code for a protein of 766 amino acids. Lineage: Eukaryota; Metazoa; Chordata; Actinopteri; Siluriformes; Clariidae. Gene Ontology annotation, molecular function: protein binding; transcription corepressor activity. Gene Ontology annotation, biological process: regulation of DNA-templated transcription; negative regulation of canonical Wnt signaling pathway. The record is from RefSeq and is a predicted model, not a curated record. The transcript has 21 exons.